GCGCAUACCACGAAGCUCAGUGUCGCCUUGGCCGUCGCGUCAUGCGGCGAGGCACAAUUCUUCCGGUGAGUUUGUCAUCAUGUGAUGCGGCUCCUAGCUUUCUGUACCGAAUCAAUCAUAGUCACACCCAUCGAUACAAGAUCCGGGAUCUGUCGUAUCAAAGAUACCACUACCUUUAUUCAGCUUGGUCGUCGUGCUUAGCUUGUAUUCGAACGAUGAACCGUAUAGCAUCUAAGUAUGAACAGGAGCAUUCCCAAAAGAGAUCAAAAUAGAAGGUCGGACAUACCAAACUGACGAAUGGAUGAAUACCCCUUCAACAAUCCUUGACGCGGUAACAAGACGCCUGCAUCUGCAACCAGAUCACCCUUUGACCAUCACACGGAAACUCAUCGAGUCCCGGUUUCCAGGUUACAAGACUCAUAAUGACCUCUUUCCUAUCGUCACAACUGGACAAAAUUUCGACUCGCUUGGCUUCCCAUUAGACCACAUAGGUCGUAGUAGGACGGAUACAUACUACCUAAACAAGAACACUGUGCUACGAACACAUACUUCAGCGCAUCAAGCCGACACAUUCCGCAACAACGAGAGCGAGGGGUACCUCAUCAGUGCCGAUGUAUACCGAAGAGAUGCGAUUGACAGAAGUCAUUAUCCCGUGUUCCAUCAGAUGGAGGGAGCGCGAACUUGGGAUCGCCAACAAGCAGAAAGAGAAGGCAAGACACUGGCGCAAGUCAUCUGGGAUGAUGUGGAGAAGAUUCCUAAGCACAAUGUUGCAGUUGAAGAUCCAAAUCCUCCUUUUCAUGCUGAGCGCAACCCACUUCAAACAGGUCACUCAGCAGAAGAGGCCGAAGCCAUGGCAGCACAUCUUAAACGCAGUCUCGAAGAUAUGGUAGUUACGGUUUUCAAUGCUGCAAAGAGUGCUACAGAUACGGAAUCACCAAAUGAGCCACUGAAGGUACGAUGGGUAGAAGCCUACUUCCCCUUCACCUCGCCCUCGUGGGAACUCGAGGUCUUUUGGCAAGGCGAUUGGCUCGAAGUCCUCGGUUGUGGCAUCGUCUCACAACCCAUCUUGAACAACGCCUCGGUCCCUACACGCAUAGGCUGGGCUUUCGGUAUAGGUCUGGAACGCAUCGCUAUGUUGCUCUACUCUAUCCCAGACAUACGCCUGUUCUGGUCAAAGGACAAUCGGUUCUUAUCGCAAUUUAGUGAGCAGAAAACCAUGUGCCGCUUCGUGCCCUUCAGCAAACACCCUGCAUGUUUCAAGGAUGUAAGCUUCUGGUUGAGAAGUAGUUCUAACGCUGCUGGUGGAGCCGUAGCGGUUCAUCCACCUGCAGGAGGCAUGUCAAACAACACGCCCACAACAUCAUCCGGUGCACCAAUUCCACCAGCGGCUCCCGCGCCAUCAUCCUCCAGUUUCCAUGAAAAUGAUGUGAUGGAAAUCGCGCGAGAGGUCUGCGGUGAUCUAGUGGAAGAUGUGCGUCUCACGGAUGAAUUCGUGCAUCCCAAGACUGGACGCAAGAGCUUGUGCUAUCGCAUCAACUACCGCAGCCUGGAACGCACACUCACGAAUGAAGAGACUAAUGAGCUGCACGAGCGGCUGAGGGGCUUGCUUGUGGAGAGGCUGGGCAUUGAACUAAGAUAGCGUCGGUCGCGGAGGACUGUUACGGGGCAUACGGUACGAGUUUGAGAUGUACUGAUCGGGAAGGCGGAGCUGGUGGAAAUCCUUUUUGGUGUUGGAAAACGGUGCGGGAAGGAGCUCGCCGAUAUGGAAAAAGUAAGGAUAGGAGAGGGUGUGAAGGCAGCACGGCCACGUGAAAGGUAGGGAUGGCGACCAUGGGAUUCUACGAUCUCGAUCGCAAUAUGGAGUUUCCAGCGGAGUGAGUGUACGUGUGUGGUAAAGGGCGGAGACGAAGGGAACGGACGACUGCCGGAUGUGUAGGUGUGUGUGCAGGAGAAGGGAACUAAUGUCGGCUAUCGACCCUUUCCCUCCUCACGGCGAUGUCCACUGCAUGAAGUGGUACUUUGUGGCAAAACUAUGCACGACGUUCACAUCCUCGGGACCC
Molecule: messenger RNA, 2060 nt
Organism: Alternaria alternata
Lineage: Eukaryota; Fungi; Ascomycota; Dothideomycetes; Pleosporales; Pleosporaceae
Product: phenylalanyl-tRNA synthetase mitochondrial precursor
Exons: 1
Coding region: 302-1639 (445 amino acids)
Biological process (GO): phenylalanyl-tRNA aminoacylation
Cellular component (GO): mitochondrion; cytoplasm
Molecular function (GO): ATP binding; phenylalanine-tRNA ligase activity; tRNA binding
Source: RefSeq, a predicted model, not a curated record